Python bivittatus (Burmese python) is the source of this 5202-nucleotide messenger RNA. It is a transcript of the gene SHLD1, whose product is annotated as shieldin complex subunit 1. The record is from RefSeq and is a predicted model, not a curated record. Lineage: Eukaryota; Metazoa; Chordata; Lepidosauria; Squamata; Pythonidae. Gene Ontology annotation, biological process: regulation of double-strand break repair via nonhomologous end joining.
CUUGAGUUCCCAAUCUGAGCAAAGCAGCCUGCUGGACUUGUCCUGUAACGUAACUCCAGAAAGCUUUCUAUUGAAGCCAAACCCUGGGAAAGAUGAUUUACCGCCAUCCCCAGCAGUUGAUGCAGUUUUCAGGCAUCCAUAAUUGGAAGAGGCUCUGGAGGCUGCAAAAACAAGGAUUGGUGGUCAUUUGUGGUUAUUUCCUGACCGAGUCCAGUAGUCAGCUUUUCCCAGGGCUGGCUGCCAAAGCCAAUAUCACUCUGUGGCCUUGUCUCCGUGAGAGGGCAGAGCCUACCAGCUGCAAGAAUACAGAGCACCUUCAACCUAGUGCAAUUGGCGUUCAUGAGCAAAGGGAAGAAGGAGAAUCCACACUUAGAAAAUCUCUGGACAUGUUCUACAGUACUUGGUGCCAGAAGAAGCCAUUUGGAGGGAGUCCAAUAUAUGAAUCAACUUCACAGUGUCUGUCUCGUAAGACUGCAGAUCUUGCAGGCAAAGAGGGAAUGAAAUUUACAGUGAAGAGUCUCCAAAUUGCUCAAAUGGUUUUGAACCGAGAGGAGAAUAAAAUCUUUCCUCAGCCUCCCAGCAACCACAUCUCCUUUUUGACUCCUGUCAAUGCUGGUGCUGGUUCAGAGAAAGGAAAGGCAAUCCCUGGACUCUCAGAUGAUAUCCUUCAAUUUAUCUUAAAACAGAAUGUAACUAAAUGACUCUGGGACUGAAAGUAUUUCUAAAAUCUAAGAACUGAGAAGAUUUUUUUUAGCUAGGGAAUGAAUUGUUAACAGCAGCUUGAUAAAACCAAGAGUAUAAAGAAGGCAUGAUUAAACUGUAAAAUGCCAUAAAACAAUUGCUUUUACUUAUAAGUAUCCUUCAUGUCAUGUCAGUGAUUGAAGAGUAGGUUUUGUCUGUGCAAAAAAAGGCUUGUGAAUCAGACCCGUGGUCCACCCCGUCCAGAAUUAUCUAUUUCAACUGGCAGUAACUCUCCAAGGUUCAAGCCCAAUUCUACCUAGCUUCGCCAGCGGAGAUCUUUUACUUUUUAUACUAGUAUGUGCAUGCCAUAUAAGAGGGCUGUGCAGUGCUUCAGUGUAUCCUGACUGCAACUCUUCUUUUCCUUCCAAGAAUAGAACUGCUUGCAUCAGUUAGCAUGAUAUAAAUUGGGGUAGUAUGCACCCUCUUCCUUUCCGUGUUUUGCAGACAGUGUAAAUACACUGACAAACGACAAAAUGUAAGACCUAGAGAAAUGUGUUUGUAUGUGUUUUUAUGUAUAAGAUCUUGUUGAAUCUGAUGCAUUCAAGAGUAUCUCAUUAAGAGGGAACAGAAAGCUUGGACUACCACCUUUGUCACUGGGCAGUUCCACAGAAUGGCCUACCCCAGGCUUUGGGCCCCUCCUCCUUCAACUUUAUUAAUACAGUUAGCUCUAAAUUAGAACCUGUGACAGCUGACUGCAAAAACAAGUGCCUUUUAAAAACCUUUCCUUUUUGUCUUCAUAAUAGGAGUAUCUUUUUUUAGGUAAGUAUCUUGGGGCUAUCUGUCUGAACAAUUUUAACAAGAGCCAAUAGAUUUGCGUCAACUUAAAAUACUUUUGAAGGCUAACUGUUUUGGCUGUUCUGCUUCAGCGUUGUUCUGUUUGUUGUGGGAGGUUUAUUUUAAAGAGACAGCGGUGUUCAGUUCAUUGGCUGAUUCAAAGAGCAUAUUUGUUUUUUACAACUGUAGCUCAUUUUUCCUAGGGCUACCAUACCUCAGCUUCAAGAAUACAGACAACUGCUAGAUGGCAGAUUUUUGGAGGGAGGUAUCUCUUUACUGGGGUCUAGUGAUGUCCUGGUUCUUGCAGCCCAGAUAUGGUAACCCAAAAUGUUCUGAUCUAUAAUCCUGACAUUUGCUUGUAUUAAGAGCACAUUAUAUUAUGCUGGAGAUGAUGCACAUUAUCAUAUAUGAUGGUUAUGCCCUUUUGGUCUCAAGUAUUUUGUGAAAUUUGAAAAAGUUGAGGACCAGUGUAGGGUUUGUACCUAAAGAGAAAACUAUAUUUUCCACUCAGGAAUGUAUUGAAUAAAGACUUAGUAUUAAUAAUACUAAUAAUUAAUUAAUUAAUAUUAUUAGUAUUAUAUUAUUAAGAAUAACCCUCUGGGGGAGAUGGGCGGCAUACAGAUUUGAUAAAUAAAUAAAUAAAUAAAUAACUGAUGGGCUAAUCAUUACUAAUCAUUAGAAAUCAUGAGACUUUUCUCUCCAUAGUUGGUACUCAAAUAUAUUGGAUAGUAUCCUGACAAAGUAGUAUAUGCAGUAACACAAGGCAAAAGAAAAGUCUAUUAACUGGGAUUGUUUUGAAAAAACAUAAUUCCCUUUUUUAAAAUUAGCUAACAAAGCAAUACAUGAUACAUUUCCAUUAGUUACUCAAAUACCUUUCUAGAGAUUUGAUAAAAUAUAAUAAUAGGGACUUCACAUAUGGUUUAUGAAGGUAAAAUCUGUGGUUGUGGUUUUUUUUUUCUAGGAAGCUCUUGGCCUCUUUUCCUUCACGGACAAAGCUUAAUUACAAAAUGUGUGAGUUGAUUUAGAUUCUGCUAAAGGUCUAAGAUACUCUGCUCCUAAAUUCUUCUACUGUCAAAUUACCCCUGAUCUAAUGGCAGGGCUCCCUUCCUCCACUCAUAUUAAACCGCAGCUUGAGGAAGGAUAUUUGCCCAUCAUGGUUCCAACCCUGAUAAGAUAUUCCAGCAGUCACUCUUAAAGUUUAGAAAACAAGCACACCUCUUGGACUUUGUAUAUAUGAAUCAUCCCUGCAAAGAUUUGUCACCUAUCAGUGACAAAGCAAAAAGUACUGGCUUAAACUAGAGAAAUACAGGAAAACUAAAUUAAAAUUCUGGCAGUACAAUCCUAUACAUGUUUAUUUGGGGGGUAAGUGUCACUGUAUUUUAAGUGUGCUAUAGAUUGUAGCUUUCACAACUCAUUCACCAGGAAGACUCACCCUCGUAGUCCAUUACAACACAAUAUUCAAUGUCCACUCUGAGAUAUACCCAUCUAAAGUAAAUGGGACUUAGCUUUCCCUAACCGGGGGCCUUCCAAAUGUGUGGGAUUCCAGCUCCCAAAUUCCCAGCCAAUGGUUGGGGAAGGCUGUUUUAAAGCUUCUAAACUGUUCUCUGCCUCUCUCCCCCACCAACUCUUAAAUAUCCUAUAGACAUUGCCAAAGUAUUGGUGCCCCUCCACUUUUCCCCCAAAGAAUCCCAAUUUGCCGUGAAAUAAGUUGAAACUGACACAAUUAAGUGGCAUCCACCAUUCUUUAUUCCAUAGAGCAGAUAUUUUGCUUUUGGUGUAUGUAAAUAAUAAAUGAAAAUGGCAUGGACAUAAUUAUUUUUGGACAUGGUACCCCUAACCUAAUAUUUCGCAGCACACUCUUUUGAGGCAAUAAUUGCAGUCAAGUGCUUUCUGUAGCUCUGAAUAAGAUUUCUGUACUUUUCAACUGGCAAUUUGUCCCAUCAUCUUGAGCAAACUGAUCCCGUUGCCUUCUCCCAAUGGUGAGUUUCAGCUCUUUCCAUAGAUGUUCUAUUGGAUUCAGAUCAGGACUCAUCACAAGCCACUUCAGAAUAGCCCAGUGUUUGCUCUUCAAUCAUUUUUGGGUUCUCUUAAUUAUAUAUUUUGGGUUAUUAUCCUGCUGGAGGAUCCAUGACCUGCGACUGAAACAGCUUUCUAACACUGGGCAUUGUUUCACUCCCAAAUGCCUUGAUAAUCUUCUGAUUCCAUUGUGCCCUGAACAGAUUCAAGGCCCCCUGCCUCUCUCCCCUGCUCAGCCUUAUUCAGAGCUACAGAAAGCACUUGAAGCAAAGUGUCUGCUUUAUGGACUAUGGACUAAAGAAUGGUGGAUGCCAUUUGCUUGUGUCAAUCUCAGCUUAUAUCACAGCAAAUUGGGAUUCUUUGGGGAAAAAGUGUAGGGGUACCAAAACUUUUGGCCGUGUCUGUAGAUCAUUUCCAGUACUGCAGAAAGUACUUAUUUUCACAUUUAUUUGAACCAUAUAUAUGGCUGCCCAACUCAAAGCUGUGAUUCUAGGUGACAGAGAGAGAAAAAGAGCUUCACGGAAACAAAGGAUUGCUGUUGCCAUUCUUCCUGCCAGUGUGUGUUCUGAUGAAAAAGACAGUCAUCCCCCUUUCUAUUUCUGCCCUCGCAGUUUUCAACAUUUUAUAAUACAUGAACAUGCUGCAGCAUAUGGUUUCUGAAGGGCACAUAGAACCUUGCAAGUUUUGUAAAUGUAUCCCUUUUGUUGUUAAGUGUGACAGUUAUCGCUGGUUAUGUUAAAAAUAGACCUUCCAUUAGAUCAUAAUAGAGUUGCUAUUUUAAUGAUUGGCUUAUGUGUUCAUUGAUGGUGGAUACCAAACCUUGGCAAGAAUAAUUGGUUCUGAAGCUGUGCAUGUUAAACUGAGAAUGGAGCUUAUUAAAAUUAGAAAUCUAAAUGCUUUGUAGUGAACUAGUGUUUCAGAAGUAGUGUUGAUGUGGACUCCUGAUUGUGUCAGAGCUCUGAUGUAGCCCUUGGCAUUGUAGAAUUUAAAAAAGGUUGUAGAAGAAACUUAAUCCAACCCUUCAUCAGAAUAAUGUGAAAUGAUGAUUUCCCACUCACUAGUUCUCAUCCUGCCUCUUGUUGCAGAGCAGAUCAAGUUGGGGCCACUUUUGAUAACUCUUCAGAUAUAUGAAGACUACUAUCAUUAUAGCCUUUUCCCAGUGUGCUGGUGGUGUUUAACACUGGUCCUUGGUGACAGUUCAGUGUUUUUUUUAGGUAUUCUCAGAAAUAUGGAUUGCAGUAUCAAUGCAACACAUCUCUAAUUUCACUAGAGGUUUGAACUCUAUGUUCAGGAAGUCAAGGAAAACAUCAUUCUUGGGUAGAUUAGCAGGAAGCUGAAACUAUUAGCAGAUUUCUUUCCAUGUUCUCCCAGGGACUCAUUUACUUCAUUCUCCUGCAUUAUCCCAUUUUGCUGGCCUGCUGGCCUGUUAUCCUAUUCCUUGCCUGCCAUUUACCUUGAAUCACCAACUCAGUAUGGUGUGAUGGUUACAAUGUUGGACUGGCACUGGGGAGUCCCAAUUUCAAGUGCACCCUCAGCCCCAGAAGUUGCCUGGGUGACUUUGGACCAAUCUCUCUGGUUCUCAGAUCAACCUUCCUCACCCAGAGUUGUUGGGAGUCAGGCACUAUGUAAAUCUAAUAAAAUAGGAAUGAGUUCUAUGUAUGUUAUAUUGAG